Molecule: messenger RNA, 951 nt
Organism: Kockovaella imperatae
Lineage: Eukaryota; Fungi; Basidiomycota; Tremellomycetes; Tremellales; Cuniculitremaceae
Exons: 5
Coding region: 1-951 (316 amino acids)
Molecular function (GO): NAD binding; oxidoreductase activity, acting on the CH-OH group of donors, NAD or NADP as acceptor; NADP binding
Source: RefSeq, a predicted model, not a curated record
AUGGCUCUCAAGAUUGGCUAUGUCGGUCUCGGAGCUCUAGGAUCCGCUAUCGCUCCCAACGUCGCAGCUUUUGCUCAUGAGAACGGAUUGGAACCUGUCGUCUUCUGGAAUAGGUCAGAAAACAAAUUCACCGCUAUCAAAGACCAGCUUAACGGUGGACGUUACGCUUCGGAUCUCGCAGACGUCGUCAAGGACUGCAAUCUCGUUCUCGCAUGUCUUGCCAAUGACCAAGCUUGCGAAGAGGUCUUUGGCGCUAUGGCUGAGGCUUUGAAAACGAGCAACUCAUCAGAAAAGGUCGUCUUUGUCAACCAGAGCACCAUCAAGCCUAUCACUGCUAAUAAGCUCAAGGACCAAAUUGAGGAAGCUGGCGGGUCUUACCUCACCGGUACUGUCUUUGGACGUCCAGACGCAGCCAAAGCAAGGAAACUUGUCGUCGCGUUGGCGGGUGACAAGGCGACCAAAGACAAGGUGAAGCCAUUGAUGGAAUUUAUCGGACGCUACACGCUGGACGCCGGACAGGACUGUGCAAACGGGGCCGCACUCAAGCUCAUGGGCAACUCUAUCAUCCUUGGCACGAUGCAGCUUUACUCCGAGGCUUAUGCUUUGGGUGAUGCUAUAGGAAUGGAUCCAAAAGUCUUCCAUGAGCUUCAUUCCACCUUAUUCAACUCACCUGUUCUCCUUCCAUAUAGUGACAAGAUCUCUCAAGGAAAGUUCGGGCACGCCGGUUUUACCGUCGAGAAUGGACUCAAGGACGCUACAUACAUCCUAUCAAUGGGAGAAGAGCUUGGACAUCCUGUCAACCUCCCGACGAUCGAGAGAGCGCGCAACAAUCUUUCCACUCUGAAGGACGAGGGUUUGGGACACUUUGAUUGGUCCUCAAUCGCAUCAACGGAGAGAAAGAAUGCCGGCCUACCGCCUUGGCGGGAGGGAACAAACGAUGGAAAAGCGUGA